GAUGAGGCCAGUUUAGUUUGCCUGCCUGCCUGCUAGUCCUCUGCAGACCUGAGGACUGGCUGCACACAGGGAGCCUGGUAAACUGACUUUCCAUGGAAGAUUAUUAACCGUGCAGGCUAUUUCACACUCACACAGCUGUAUGUGGCUGCUACUGGCCUGUUGUGUUUUUGUGAAGAAUGAACUGAGGUGCUUUUUCUACUUUCUUCUCAACAUACUGCUGAUUCUUCUAUGGGCACAGCUUGAGGUGCCGCGUCCAGUGCAGAAAAAUUAAAAAGGAGAGAGGAAGAAAAUGCCAGCGCCGCCUCCCCCACCCCCACCUGCCCCACCUCCUCCCACCUUUGCUCAGGCUAACACAGAGAAGCCAAAUCUGAACCGUUCAGAACAGCAGGGAAGAAAUGCUCUUUUGUCUGACAUUUCUAAAGGCGCCAGACUAAAGAAGACUGUAACCAAUGACCGCAGUGCACCUGUAUUUGACAAACCUAAAGGAGGAGGCGGCGGCGGUGGUGGAGGAGGAGGAGGAGGAGGAGGAAGUGGAGGUGGUUUUGGUGGAGGGGCUCCUGGUGGUUUAGGAGGCCUGUUCCAGGGAGGAAUGCCAAAACUGAGGUCUGCAGGGAGCAGAGACUCCAAUGACUCUGGAGGGCCCAGAGCCCCCAUGCUGCCCCCAGGAGGCCGCUCUGCUGGCCCCAGGCCCUUUGGUGGGGGUGGGGGAGGAGUUACCACUGGCCCCCCUAAACUGCCAGGAGCCCCGCCUGUUCCCCGUAGCAAUGCCCCUGAUCUCCCAAAGGGCCGCCCAAGUUUCUCAUCCAGAGUAGACACUCCAGGAGGCCCCCCACCCCCUGUACCUAGCACCCCUCGACCGAACCAGAGUUUCCAGUCCCGUGGUGGCCCUCCACCACCGGUCCCUGGAGGUCCCAGACCGGGCUCAGCCCCUGGACCCCAUCCUCCCAGCCUUCCGCAAGGGAGGCAUGGACCUCUCCCUCCCACACCAGGAGUUGCCUCGUCUGGGCCAAGAACAGGUGUUUCUCCGCCGGGUCCUCCACCCCCCAACAACUCCCGGCCUCCUUUACCGCCGGCUCCUGGAGGGAGACCGCCACUUUCAGAUGACCGCCCCCUACCACCUCCGGCUCCCGUUGGAGGUCAUCGACCAGCCAUGCCCCGCGAUGGGCCUCCUCCUCCCCCCUCUCUCAACUCCAAACCUUCCUCCUCCCCCAUAUCCUCCUCCUCCUCUCGUUCCUCUGUUGGUGGGGGUGCACCUCCCCUUCCACCAGGACGACCGGGUCCUCCUCCUGUCCUCUCUAGCCCGGCUGGAGGGGAUGACCACAGCACUCCCCGUCUGCCCCAGAGGAACCUCUCACUCAACAGCCAUGCUCCAGCCCCCCCACCAGGCCGGACAGGACCCCUCCCUCCACCGCCAAACGAGAGGCCACCUGCCCUGGGAAGAAACCAGUCGUCAGGACGCACAGGUCCACUCCCUCCCCCUCCACCAAUUGGUCGCACUGGGGGAAGUGUGAGGUCAUCACCAGCUCCCUCUCCUAUUGGCCGACCAGGCCCAGAGCCUCCUCGUGGAGGUCCCGGCAGCAGACCUCCCCUCCCUCCGGACAGACCAGGGACAGGUGGACCACCUCCCCCUCCGCCACCUAUGGGUAACGGCUUCCAAAACUCUCACCACCACCAGAUAACAGAUGAGUGGGAGUCCCGCUUCACUUUCCACCCGGUGUCAGACCUGCCUCCUCCUGAGCCUUAUGUACCCAGCCAGAAGACCUACCCUAGCAAGAUGGCAAAGAGCGAUGGCAGAGGUUCUGGUAAAAAGGAGAGAGGAGCUCCUCCGCUUCCUCCUAUACCCAGGUGAAAAGGAGGUCACAGCAGUCACCACACCUGGAAUGAAUUUCUCACUCUCUCUCUUUCUCUCUCUCUCUCUCUCUCUCUCUCUCUCUCUCUCUCUCUCUCUCUCUCUCUCUCUGUCUCCUUCCCUCCCUCCCUCCCUUUCUCUCUGUUGCUUUCAUACUGCUUUAACUUACAGCAUGUGGUUCAUGUAUGGACUCUAAUAUACCAAACGCAUUGAAGUACUGUUGACCAAGUAAAAGGACUUCACUAUGUGGAGUUAUCAGUACAGCCUGUUCCUCUGUAGCACCAGCAUCACGGCACCAAACUAAAGAUCAACACUUCAGCAGGGGCCCAGUUUAGACUCUGGCGCUUGGUUGCUGUGACACAUGAAACAUUGUGAGACGAAGUAGACAAGCAAUUUACAUAUCUGCUAUGAACAGCAGUGUUUUCAUGAACCAACCACGUUAUCUACAUUGGCUUCAUUCCCUUGCUCCGUUGAAGACAAUAUUGUAUGUCUUGAUUGCCUCACAAUGUUGGCCUUCUAAGUCAUGAGACUUCCUCAGAGAGCAGGAAACUAACUUUUUUAUUCACUGACCACAGUGGCUAAUGGAUUCUGUAAUCACCUAGCAGGUGUAACAUUUUACCAGCCAAACAUAAAUGUAGGAUGGAACACAACUUCUGAACAAUGUCCGCUGCCAAAGUAGCUGGUAGAGAAGCCAAAUAUUGCCAGCUUUUGGCUGGUAGCUUGUGUGAAUUCCCACUCUGUUUACUCAGCAGGAUUACGUAAAGCUAAGGCAAAGAAAAAAUAUGUAUCUUUUGACAGUGCUGAUGCCAGCAUUUAAGUCCCAGGGGUAUUAUGCAGCAGCAGUGACCAGAUAUUAUGCAUCAGUCAGCUUCCCCAGCUGUACUGAGAGGCUGUUGCUGCCUGUUUGAUAUCAGUGUUUUCCCUGUACCUUUUUCUAUUCAGGUUUGUAAUUUGAGGCUGCAUAUGAAAUAGCCAGGGAUACCUGUUGUGCCUUAAACUGUGUGUUUCAGUGUUUCCCCUGUGUUCAUUUAGCUGGAUUGGGCCGCACACAAAAAUACCACCUCUGUAUAUGCAAGUGUGUAAAUGGAGACAGUUAAAACAACCACAUUCCCGCAAUGCUGAAGAUACUGAGCAUUGAGCAAGUGUCUUAAUAACAUCAUUAGAACUUAAACUGUGACUAAAACAUGGACAGACAUGAACCAGACUGCCCAAAGUAAAAAUGACCCUGCCCUCCUGCCAGUGCUGCAACAGACAUCGGGGAAACACUGGUUUGAUUUGCCAAAGCCAUGUGUGCCUUUAUAGUAUGUGUAUCUCCAAAACUGAGUGAGGAGUUCCUUUUGGAACCGCUGAACGGUACGUUUAAUUUGUCUUGAUGUGACGCAAGCUUGCACUUGAUGUCGGUGACUGAGAUUGACUCUGCUUUAAAAGGACCAUAGUAUGGGGUAAAGGUGGCCUUAGUUUACCGCAGAACAUAUAAGGGUUCUUAUUUUGCUGUUUUGUUGAAAGCUGCCUUGGCGUAUGAAGGACCUAUGUAUGUAUCUGUAUGAUUCCAUCAAGUGCUAUUGAAGGGCUAUUAUUUUAAGUUAUGUUUCAGAACUGUGCAGUAUUACAUUUUUAAGCUUUACCCGGCACUGCUUUGAAUGGUCUUUUGUAUACUUGAUGUUGUAUUAUGAUCAUGUCAGAAAUUUUUUUUUCUAAAUGACAAUCAGAAAUGUUCCUAUUUACAUCAGUGAAUAAAUAAAUAAAUAUGCUUUAAGAAUGCUCUC
Molecule: messenger RNA, 3615 nt
Organism: Myripristis murdjan (pinecone soldierfish)
Lineage: Eukaryota; Metazoa; Chordata; Actinopteri; Holocentriformes; Holocentridae
Gene: wipf1b
Product: WAS/WASL interacting protein family, member 1b
Exons: 10
Coding region: 290-1849 (519 amino acids)
Biological process (GO): actin filament-based movement
Cellular component (GO): actin filament
Molecular function (GO): actin binding
Source: RefSeq, a predicted model, not a curated record